AUGGAAAAACACGAGAAACAAAAACGAAAUGAUCCUCUACUUCAAGUUAGUGAUUCAACACUUAACAGUGAGGCAUUGCCGGAAGCUCAAGUUAAAUGCAUUUCUGGUGAUGGGCUACCUAAGAAACGGCCAAGACGUUUAUCAGUAAGCUGUACUGAACGAGAUGUAAAAGAAUCGCUAGCUCCAUUUGAGUCUAGCAAUGCCUUGACUAUAAACGCUUGUGUCACUUCAAUAUCUAAUGAGGAAGGGAGUGACGAAUGUAUGCUCGAAUGUAUUUGUGAAAAAACUUCGCAAAAAUAUUGCGUGAAACUUCAAGGAAUUUGGGCUUCAACUCCAGUGCGCAUCGGUUCUUCCUUGCGUAUUAUUGGUGCUGAAGCGAGAAAUGAAAAGGAGUUGAUGCUAAACUGGGAAACUGGUGUUAUUGUUCUCGAACAGAAUAUUCUUGUUCCUUGCACAAUGAUUGCUCGAGCAACAUUUUGUCGACGUAAAGCAGUACUUUCGUAUCACUUCAGAAACCGAAUUGCUUCAAAUAAUAAUAUAUUAGUAGGAAAUAUUGUUCAUGAACUUUUUCAGAUCGCAGUUACUCGUCCAAAUUUUGAUGUCACUGAAAGCAGUUUAAUUGAUCUGUGGCGAAAAGAAUUACAUUGGCGAUAUGCGGAGCAACUUUUCGUCUUGUCCAUUUCUCUUGAAGAAAUUGAAUCUAAAUUAUACCGCUAUCUUAAAACAAUCACUCACUGGAUAUUAACACAUAUGCCUCCAACAAAAGGCCGAAACAAUUGCUUACCGACGGGUUUAAUGUUAGAAGAAGUAGUAGAUAUAGAGGAAUCUAUCUGGUGUUCUUGUUACGGUUUCACAGCUAAACUUGACUGUACUUUAAAGGUAAAAGCGCAGAAUGGUGAGCGAAAACUAAUACCGAUGGAACUCAAGAGUGGCAAAUCAAAUCCUAACAUAGAGCAUACAACACAGGUUAUGCUGUACUGCCUUGCACUGACUGCAAAAGGGAGUACGAUCGAAAGUGGUUUAUUGCUUUAUCUUUUGGAUGAAACUGUUCGCGUAGUUUCUCCAAAAUUGAUUGAUCUCAAAGGAAUUUUGCACUUGCGUAACGAGAUAGCAUCAAGCAUCAGUGCUUUCUCAUUGAACAGUCUUCCAGAACCUCUUGCUGAUACUCGUGCUUGUAAUGGAUGUGAUUAUCUACUGCCGUGUUCGUUACUACAGCAGCCUACUGAUGAUUCAGUAGCCGAAAAGUUUUUUAAAAACCAAUUAAAACAUUUGGAAAUAGAACAUAUUGACUAUUUUAAAAAGUUUAGUCGUUGGGUGUUAUUGGACUGGAGUUGUAUUUCAAGAAAGGGUAACGCUGAUAAAAAAAAUAGUGGUAAAAGGAUGAAGUUGGAACAGUGUAUAAAAGGGUUGCUUAACUCUAUGCGCGAAGUAGAAAAUAAAACGGUUUUAACUUUUCAACGGUUAUUCUUUGUUUUCUACAUUUUUGAAAAUGGAAAUUCAUUUUUAUUGUAG
Thelazia callipaeda (thelaziosis nematode) is the source of this 1512-nucleotide messenger RNA. Lineage: Eukaryota; Metazoa; Nematoda; Chromadorea; Rhabditida; Thelaziidae. The record is from the annotation of a GenBank genome assembly.